This is a messenger RNA of Eremomyces bilateralis CBS 781.70, 1978 nucleotides long. Its product is annotated as calnexin. NCBI's taxonomy places the organism in Eukaryota, Fungi, Ascomycota, Dothideomycetes, Eremomycetales, Eremomycetaceae. Gene Ontology annotation, biological process: protein folding. Gene Ontology annotation, molecular function: calcium ion binding. Gene Ontology annotation, cellular component: endoplasmic reticulum membrane; endoplasmic reticulum. The record is from RefSeq and is a predicted model, not a curated record. The coding region runs from base 266 to 1978 and encodes 570 amino acids. The transcript is spliced from 4 exons.
CCCCUCCCCUGUCCCCUGUCCACCUCCCCGUCCCUGGCUUCCAACCUCAACUGCUCUUCCGCCAUUUUGAAAACGUGUCUUCACCUAUCAAGGGUCCGCCUUAAAUAAUUCCACCACCACUCCGUUCCCCCAUUGCUACUUGAUCUUUGUCCCUUUCUUGCCCUUCGCCAAUUCUGGCUUUUGACCACCGUAUUACACCUCUCUCGCCCUUCGCUCCUUUCGUGCUGCAUUUGAGAGCUUCCCUUUUCCCUCUUGCCACGCAAUCAUGAAGCUGCUCGCACUUGCUCCGGCGCUGCUGGCUGCGGGCUUUGCUCGCGCGGAUGACAUACUACUCGAUGAGGAUUUGACUGUCCCUAACCCAGGUGACACAAGUUGUUUGUGUUCCGGAGCUGCCAAUGCUGAUGAGCUACAGCCGACCACGUUGAAAGCACCGUUCCUUGAGCAAUUCACCGAUGAUUGGGAUACUCGAUGGAAGGUCUCUCAUGCCAAGAAGGACAACGACAAAUCGUCGGAGGAAGAAUGGGCGUAUGUGGGAACCUGGUCGGUCGAGGAGCCCACCGUGCUGAAGGGCAUGGAGGGUGAUAAGGGCCUGGUCCUGAAGGACAAGGCGGCUCAUCAUGCCAUUUCGGCCAAGUUCCAAAAGCCAAUCGACCCCAAGAAGAAGGACCUGGUCGUUCAAUACGAGGUCAAGCUUCAGAACGGUCUGGAGUGUGGUGGCGCCUAUUUGAAGCUUCUUCAGAACAACAAGGCGCUUGGCAAGGAGGAGUUCUCGAAUUCUUCUCCCUAUGUGAUCAUGUUUGGCCCCGACAAGUGCGGAGCUACCAACAAGGUCCACUUUAUCUUCCGUCACAAGAACCCCAAGACCGGCGAAUAUGAGGAGAAGCACCUCAAGAGCCCCCCGAUGGCUCGUGUCGUCAAAACCACUUCGCUGUACACCUUGAUUGUCCGCCCGGAUCAGAGCUUCGAGAUCAAGAUCGACGGCGAGAGCGCCAAGAACGGCAGUCUUUUGGAGGACUUCACCCCUGCCGUCAACCCCGAGAAGGAAAUUGAUGACCCCAAUGACACCAAGCCGGAAGAGUGGGUUGAUGACGCGCGCAUCCCCGACCCCGAGGCCAAGAAGCCCGAGGACUGGGACGAGGACGCCCCGUACGAGAUCGAGGAUCUGGAAGCCACCAAGCCGGAAGACUGGCUGGAGGAUGAGCCGAUUGCGAUCCCCGACCCGGAGGCUGAGAAACCCGAGGACUGGGAUGACGAGGAGGAUGGUGAUUGGGUCCCGCCGACGGUCCCCAACCCCAAGUGCGAGGAAGCGUCGGGCUGUGGUCCUUGGGUGCGCCCGAUGAUAAAGAACGUCGAGUACAAGGGCAAGUGGACCGCGCCGUACAUCGAGAACCCGGCCUACAAGGGCGUCUGGAAGCCAAAGAAGAUCGCCAACCCCAACUACUACGAGGACAAGACUCCGGCUAACUUCGAGCCAAUUGGCGCGAUCGGCUUCGAGCUCUGGACCAUGCAGAACGACGUCCUCUUCGACAACAUCUACAUCGGCCACUCCGUCGCUGACGCAGACGCCCUCCAGAAGGAGUCCUUCGCCCUCAAGCUCGCCGCCGAAAAGGCCGAAGAAGAAGCCACCCGUCCCAAGCCCGAAGAGGCGCCCAAGCCCCCCGGCGAGACCACCUUCGCCGAGGACCCCGUCACCUAUAUCCGCGAGAAGGUCGAGCUCUUCGUCGCCAUUGCUAAGACCGACCCCGUCGAAGCCAUCAAGUUCGUCCCCGAAGUCGCCGGCGGCAUCGGCGUCCUCGCCAUCACCAUCGUCGCGAUCCUCGCGUCUGCGCUCUUCGGCGGUAGCGCACCCCCCCCGGUGAAGGAGAAGGCAAAGAAGGCGGCCGUUGGUGGAAAGGAGAAGGCGGCGGAGGCAGUGGCGACCGGUGCGGAGAAUGCGAAGGCGGAGGCCACGAAGCGGGCGACGCGGUCGUCGUCGUGA